UUGCCAUGCUCUCGUGACAUGGCUAUGAGAAGAUACAAAUGCCUGCAAAAAAGAAUGUCGAAAGAUUCUGUAUUAGCUAAGGCAGUCAUUGAGAAAAUGAGGGACUAUGAAAGGCAGGGUCAUAUACGACGAUUAUCGCCUGAAGAACUGUCGAUGAAAGGCCCCCGAGAUUGGUUUCUGCCCAUAUUCCCGGUUUUCAAUGUGAACAAACCAGGCAAGGUUCGAGUAGUUUUCGACGCAGCGGCGAAGGUUCAGGGUGUUAGCCUCAACACAUAUUUACUAAAUGGACCAGAUCUGUUGGCAGGGCUUCUAUCCGUAUUAUAUAAAUUCCGUGAGCAUCGUGUGGCCAUAGUUGGGGAUAUUAAGGAAAUGUUUUUCCAAGUCCGUAUGAAACCAGAUGAUCAACGAUCCCAGAUGAUUUUAUGGAACGAGAACGACUUUACAGGUAGCGAACCGGAUGUCUAUGCAGUUGCUGUUAUGACUUUCGGUGCUGCAUGUUCGCCAAGUACCGCACAGUUCAUUAAAAAUUUGAACGCAGACCGUUUUGCUGACAAAUAUUCACGGGCUGUAAAAUGCAUAAAGGAAGAACAUUAUGUAGACGAUCUUUUGGCCAGCGCUGAAACUGACGAAGAAAUCAUCACGUUAGCUGAACAAGUCCGGCAUAUCCAUGCUGAAGGUGGUUUCGAAAUCCGAAACUGGCUGUCUAACUCACAUCGUGUGACAUCUCACCUACAACGCGAGGCAUCACCCGAAGACAAGAUAAACAUGUGCUCCGAUGAUCGCACCGAAAAGGUUUUGGGUAUGUGGUGGGAUACGUUAACCGACACAUUUACUUUCAAGCUAUCCCCCAAACACGACAUACAGCUGCUAUCUGGAGGACGGAUGCCAACAAAACGCGACGUUCUGCGAACAGUGAUGGCGAUUUACGAUCCAAUGGGAAUCAUCGCGAAUUUUCUCAUGUACGUAAAAAUUCUUAUGCAGGAAAUUUGGCGUGCUGGCCUUGGAUGGGAUGAUGUGUUGUCCGGUCGACUAGCCGAAAAAUGGAGCGUUUGGGUUGCGGUAUUGCCGACUAUUUCACAAGUACGUGUUCCUAGGUGCUAUCGUCAGUUCACUUCGGUAAAUGCAAAAAUACAGCUUCAUGUAUUCUGCGAUGCCAGCGAGAACGGGAUGGCUGCAGUGGCGUUUUUCCGUUUCAACGAUGGGGGUAUUAUCGAAUGCUCUCUGGUGGGUGCCAAAACUCGCGUAGCUCCGAUUAAGUUUGUAUCCAUCCCGCGCCUAGAACUGCAGGCCGCAGUCAUAGGAGCCCGCUUUGCUGCAGCGAUUAUCGCCCAACACCGAAUAGCCAUCGAACGCAUUUUCUACUGGACCGAUUCACGUGACGUGAUAUGCUGGAUGCGGUCUGAUCAUCGCCGAUUUAGUCAGUUCGUUGCUUUCCGAGUAGGCGAACUCCUGGAGACGACUUCUGUGCAUGAGUGGCGCUGGCUAUCAACAAAGUUAAACGUAGCUGAUGAUGGAACGAAGUGGCAGAAGGUACCAACUGCAGAUCCCGAUAGUCGCUGGUUUCGCGGACCGGACUUCUUGUGGAAGCCCGAGUGUGAGUGGCCAGUUCCCGAACAAUAUCCCACCGACACGAAGGAAGAGUUACGGCUACACAUGAUGCAUCAUAACACAAACACGAAGCCAUGGAUUCAGCUCGAGCGUUUUUCAUCCUGGAAUCGCUUGUUAAGGUCAGUAGUGUACGUCUUACGAUUUGUCUCCUUUAUCGUUUCUAAGAGAACGGCUAGAACAACAGGACCGCUAACACAAGGCGAGCUUGAAAAAGCAGAAUAUGCCAUUCUUCGAUUGGCACAGAGGGAUGCCUUUUCACAGGAGAUACGACGAUUAACCGACGCACGUGACGCAAGCGAACAACGUUGCACAUGGAAAUCCGUGUUGCCGAAGACGAGCAUACUUGCAAAGCUGUCCCCCGAGGUCGAUGACAACGGAGUACUGAGAAUGCGCGGACGCCUGACCAAUUGUCCUUGGGUUAGCGAAUCUACCAAGCGGCCCGUGAUCCUGCCACGACAACACCAGGACAUGUCAGCACUGCAAAAACCGUGAUGCCAAGCCAGAGCCUCCAGAGAUGGGGAACCUUCCCUCCGAGCGUCUUGCUGCUUAUCA
Messenger RNA from Anopheles arabiensis, 2160 nucleotides. RefSeq lists its product as uncharacterized. Lineage: Eukaryota; Metazoa; Arthropoda; Insecta; Diptera; Culicidae. The transcript is spliced from 2 exons. Bases 19 to 2100 code for a protein of 693 amino acids. The record is from RefSeq and is a predicted model, not a curated record.